CACUCAACAUGGCGGCCGUCCGGGCUGGCUCCAUUGGCGUCUUCCGGUUUUUAAGUUCGCCACAGUGUUCAAAUGGAGGCGGUGGCGGUGGCUUCUCGCAGACUCUGGGGCCUGCUGACCCGGCGGUUUUUGACCCCACCCAGUCAAGGUCUGACGUUUAGCCUUCACCCCGUGAGCUACCCUGGGCAAGAUGAAGUCCCCAGAGCAGCCCCCGUCGAGGCGCCUGGCCACAGCUAUCAGUUUCUUCGUGUGACAUCUGGCCCAGAACACAUUCUGCACAUGCAGAUCAACCGGCAGAAGACGAACGCCCUGAGGAAGGCCUUCUGGGGGGAGAUGGUAGAGUGCUUCAACAAGAUAUCAGAGAAUGCCGACUGUUGUGCUGUGGUGAUUUCUGGUGAAGGAGAAAUGUUCACUUCAGGUAUCGACCUCACCGACAUGGCUUCAGGGCUCCUGCAGCCCCCGGGAGACGACGUGGCCCGCAAAAGCUGGUACUUGCGAAACAUCAUCACCAGGUACCAGGAGACCUUCAGCGUCAUCGAGAAGUGCCCCAAGCCCGUCAUCGCAGCCAUCCAUGGGGGCUGCAUUGGCGCAGGCGUGGACCUCAUCACCGCCUGUGACAUCCGUUACUGUGCCCAGGACGCGUUCUUCCAGGUGAAGGUGGACAUGGGUGUGGCAUCUGACGUGGGAACACUGCAGCGUCUGCCCCGGGUCAUUGGGAGCCAGAUCCUGGUCAACGAGCUGGCCUUCACCGCCAGGAAGCUGAUGGCUGACGAGGCCCUGAGCAGUGGGCUGGUCAGUCGGGUGUUCCCAGACAAGGAGGCCUUGCUUGACGCAGCCUUCUCCCUAGCAGCGGAGAUUUCCAGCAAGAGCCCCGUGGCGGUGCAGGGCACUAAAGUCAACCUGCUCUAUGCCCGUGACCGUCUGGUGGCUGACAGCCUCAACUUCGUGCGCAACUGGAACAUGAACAUGCUGCAAACCGAUGACAUCGUGAAGUCUGUCCAGGCCGCGAUGGAGAAGAAGGAACUGAAAAGCGUCACCUUCUCCAAGCUCUGA
Trichechus manatus latirostris (Florida manatee) is the source of this 1053-nucleotide messenger RNA. Its product is annotated as delta(3,5)-Delta(2,4)-dienoyl-CoA isomerase, mitochondrial-like. Lineage: Eukaryota; Metazoa; Chordata; Mammalia; Sirenia; Trichechidae. Gene Ontology annotation, cellular component: mitochondrion. Gene Ontology annotation, molecular function: delta(3,5)-delta(2,4)-dienoyl-CoA isomerase activity. The record is from RefSeq and is a predicted model, not a curated record.